Messenger RNA from Etheostoma spectabile (orangethroat darter), 4264 nucleotides. It is a transcript of the gene cd68, whose product is annotated as CD68 molecule. Lineage: Eukaryota; Metazoa; Chordata; Actinopteri; Perciformes; Percidae. The record is from RefSeq and is a predicted model, not a curated record. The transcript is spliced from 6 exons. Gene Ontology annotation, cellular component: late endosome membrane; lysosomal membrane; plasma membrane. The coding region runs from base 189 to 1223 and encodes 344 amino acids. Gene Ontology annotation, biological process: establishment of protein localization to organelle.
CACAAUUAGAGAUGCUCUUAUUUUUUAAAAAUAAGUCAUUUCCGGUUGUGUGCUGUGCCGCUGCUAGCUUGACGCGGCCGUUGAGUAUGAGUGGAGACACAGCGCUGUUGUUGCACUCUGAGCUCGUGUCAGCCGAAGUGCAGCAGUAAACUGACGUUACCCACCGUCUGCCUGUCUCCACUGUCACCAUGAAGACUGCAGUUGUGUUCGCUUUUUUAGCCUGCCUGGCUGUCUCAGCACUAUCAUUGACAGAAGAUGAAAAAAGGCCCAGACCUUCUGCAACCGUGUCCCCCGCCAGUGAGUUCAGCACCAAUGAAAUACCAACCACCAAGCCUACAACCACCACACCUACAACCACCAAGCCUACAACCACCACACCUACAACCACCAAGCCUACAACCACCAAGCCUACAACCACAACACCUACAACCACCAAGCCUACAACCACCACACCUACAACCACCAAGCCUACAACCACCACACCCACAACCACCAAGCCUACAACCACCACACCUACAACCACCAAGCCUACAACCACCAAGCCUACAACCACCAAGCCUACAACCACCAAGCCUACAACCACCACACCUACAACUCCUCCUCAACCUACUCCCCCCACCAACCUGACUGUAGGAAACUACACCGUGAAGGCAAACCAAACAGCGGUGUGUGUGAUGGCUCAAAUGGCACUGCAGAUCCGACUGGCAACACCAAAGGCCAAUGGAACCUUCAUUGUUCAACCAAAGUCUACCCAUGCAGUAGGAAGUUGUGUGGCAACCAAGGCCAACCUUACCCUUGAGUUCCCACAGGGCUUCAUCACUUUCAUGUUCAACAAGAGCACUGACAAAAAUACCGUCUACGUUGAUGCUGUGUCUUUCAGCCUCAACUACCCCUUAGACAAAAAAGCUGCAAACGGACUCCCGUACACUGCCAACAACAAGUCAAUGAAUCUCUUCGCUGCAAAGAUCGGACACUCCUACUCCUGCAAGAGUGAAUCAGUCUACAUGGGGGACGGACUGUACCUGGAUGUCGAUCAAGACCGGAUGCAAGCCUUCAGUUUGAACAAGAACGAGUUUGGCAAACCUGACUCCUGUCCAGCUGACCAGCCUGACUACCGCGUUGCCAUUGCGGUGGGAGUGACGUUGCUGGUGCUCAUCAUCAUCGUGGUGGUGGCCUACCUUCUGGGCCGCAGGAAGAGGGCCGAUGGCUACCAGUCCCUGUGAGGGACGCCGGGCACACUUCAGUCAGAGGUUACUCCUAUUACAAACAGUGAGGCUGUGAUCUCAGGGGCUAAGGGGCAUUCCCGUUAAAGCCUAACGUGCCAUUUUUUCUGUUCUUUCAUGAUUUGGUGCACCCAAUUUACUGUUAUUAACAGUGUCCAAACUAGGGGUCCCGGGGAGGCCAGAGUGUGCUACUGGAAUAAUUGUAGUCCUUAAAAGUGUUUGACAGUAAUGAAAUAAUAAAUUGAUCAAUUUAAAUGCUAUAAUAUAAACUGAUUAAUCAAAUUACAAUUCAAACACUUACAUUGAUAAAGUCAAAGUAAAAAAUAAAUAGAUAUUUAGACCUGCCAAUUAAUUCCUCUAUUCUGUCUUUAAUGCUCAAUACAACAUUGAAUUUAAGACGAAGUCACAAAAUACGUUUUAAAAGGCAUUUAGACUUAUCUUUUAGUUCAUCACAUUCCCUUUCACAAUUCAUCUGUUUCCUUUUUGAAACAUUUAGAGUUGUGAACGAUUCGAUUGAACAACUCUUGUUUCUUUCAUUUAAAGAUGCGUAAACAUUGUGUCACCUAUAAGUUCGAUCUAAAGUCAGCUUCUUGUUUGGUGGGACUGUGGAUCUUACUUUAGGUGACGCACUCCUUAAACAGCUUUAAAUUAAAUGAACAGAGUGAAACUUUACAUUAAAUUGUGUGUUGGACUGUGAUGCAGACAUGUAAGCAAAUGGAAUAACAUUUUAAAUGUAAAAACCAUACAAUUUAAUUUGUUAUUUCAUUUUAAAAAUUAAGAAAACGAAAGUAUAAGAAAAUAUAAUAAAUAAUUGCCAGAAAAAAUAAUAUAUAAUUAACUUGGAGUUUAAUAAUUCAUUACCUUAAUGCAAAUGAAUGAAUAAUGAAUCAAUUUGCCUUGUAUUAAUAUUCCUGUAGCACUUUCUAGACACCAUACCCUUUUUUAGAUUUUCCAUGCCAUUCCAUUCCAUGCCAAUCCUUACAUGUGAGGAGAGUUUUACACAAAGACUUUGACCCCUGACUUGUAUUUUUUAUCAAACUGGACCAGCCUCUGAAAUAGCAUUUGUAUUUGGGACACUAAAAAUAACAAUGUUAAUAAUUACACAUCUAUAAACUGACAUCUUCGUAACUACUUAAAGUAAACAAAACUGACCAAAUUGUCUCGUUAGAAUCCGUUUGGGUUAUUUCUUCCAUUGACAACGAGAGUGUCAGUGGUCAAUACUUAUAAUGAUAAUGAUUCCAUAUUAAAUUCUUGGCUCCUUUUUUUCAUCUAGCGCCACGUUAUACUCUCCCUCAGCAGUACAAGCGGGAAGUAAGUCAGAUUUUAUCAUGUGCUCUUUGAUCUAAAUUGUAUUCAGCUUGUCUCAGCAAAUACACAACAAAGUACAUUUUAACGAUUAUGUGUAAAUGUUUUGUUAUUCCAUUUUUUUUAAGAAUCAAAUAUUAUGUCUUCUGUCUUAUAGCGAUUUUGUAUUUUUAGUUUUAAAAAGAAGGGAAGUUAUCCAAUCAGUUACAGGUGAUUGUACUGUGUAUGUUUGCAUUAUUAUUCUACACAAAGGGAAAAUCGUAGGGGUGUGUAUCGAAGAUUGUUAAAACAUAUAGUCCACCUUGAGUGCAUUGAUUUGUGUCCCAACUUGAUUGCCUUUGUCUUUUUCAUACAAUAUGUAGAUGAUGCUGUGUUUUCAUAGAAAUGUAGGGAUGGACCGUCAAUGUUGGUCAGUAGGGAGUCUGGUCGGAUCCUGAUUAGAUUUUUUUUUAAAUGAGUCACAACAAUUAAUGAAACAUCUCAGGAGUCCAUCUCUCCUCCCUCGCCAAGUCAACUCUCACACACCAUACUGCCUUGAAGGAUAAGUUUAAUAUUUUGGGAAAUACGCUUAUAUAUUGUAUAGCGGAAAGGAAAUAAGCAUAUUUCCCAUAAUGUCGAACUGGUCCUGUAAAUAUUGGUUGAAUAAGUGGGCGUAACACAGAAACAUCAGUCUGUUGAAAUCCCACUAAAAUGGUAACCUGAUGGUGGCAGUUUCCAAGGUCUAGAAUAAAUAUUGAAUAGAAAGUUAUUAAACCAAAAUGGCAGAAUUGCAAUUUGAGUACACAAGUAAAAUAAAAUAUAUAGGAUCCCCAGAUCCUAGCUUUGUGUUGAAGGGUCAGUUAGCCCACAUUUUAAAGAGACAUAUUUUAUCUUUAUCAUCACUUUUAUGUGUAGGUUUUGAUUUUUUUUUUAAAGUUUUCAUAACUUCUGCCGCCACUUUUAUAAAAUUAUGGUGAAUAGUGCUUUUCAAAGCAUUGAAAAAUAACAUGUGAAAAAUAAACAGUGGCUCGUAUUUCCAGAAUCCAUGACCCGGUCCUCCUGUGUAAUCCACAGAUGUAGCUUUCAGUGCACCUUCGUAGUUUUGGGGUGGAAGCAGAAAUUUUAGAGACAGAAAUGUCAAAACCUGGACAAAAAACAAAAAAAAUAUGUAUGGUCAGAUACCACUAGAGGUAAAUGUGAUUUAUGUCUGGUUUGUUUGUGUGAAAUGAACCUUUUAAGUGUUUUAAGAAGUAGGCUAGACAUAUUUUAAAUAAUACUCGGUGUGCUUGUGUUGCAAUGAAAUUUUGCAUGGCGGGUGGGGUCGGAUGUCUGGAUGGGAUGUUAGUGAUUCAAGUCUUUCUCUGUAUAAAUGUCCUUCAGUGAGUGUCAGCUUUUGAGGUACUUGUAGAAUUGAAGAGUUAGAUUUAAGACGUGCUGCUCACUGCUGUACUUCCAGAUUUUAUCCAUCAGGUGAUGUUCUGAAGUUAGGAAGUGAACAGAAAUAAGGGACCUUGCUGUAUGCAUGUACCUGUUGUUGACUUCCUGUGCCAAUAAAGACAGACAUAUUUCUAAGUGUGUGUGUGUGUGUGUGUGUGUGUGUGUGUGUGUGUGUGUGUGUGUGUGUGUGAGCGACAUCUACCGCUUCAACAGCAGGUGUGUGGUCUUAAUAAAAUAUUUUUCUCAAGUGAUUUACGGUACUUUACCGUCAUGAAUAGCAGAAAUCAAGUAAGUCAUUGGACAUUUAUUAAGCAUUUUCA